This is a messenger RNA of Lynx canadensis (Canada lynx), 504 nucleotides long. RefSeq names its product defensin beta 129 (gene DEFB129). Lineage: Eukaryota; Metazoa; Chordata; Mammalia; Carnivora; Felidae. The record is from RefSeq and is a predicted model, not a curated record. The transcript is spliced from 2 exons. The coding region runs from base 1 to 504 and encodes 167 amino acids.
AUGAAGCUCCUUUUUCCUAUCUUUGCCAGCCUCAUGCUACAGUACCAGGUGAACACAGAGUACUUUGGCUUGAGAAGAUGUUUAAUGGGUUUUGGGAGAUGCAAAGACUACUGUGCCGUGGGUGAAACGGAGAUACAGAAAUGCAAGAAGAGAAAAUGUUGCAUUGGACAGAAAGUGGUUCAAAUGAUAAAAAACUACAUGCAAAAUGAAAUGUCCCACACACUUGAAGGGAACUCCCAGGAACACCUACAAGUUACCAAGAAUUCUGAUGCUUUGAUACAAACAAAAUACCAAAUUUUAUCUCUUCUCCCCAGAACCAAAAGCAUCAGCCCUUUUGCCAACGUCCACCCCCUCCUCAUCCCAAAUGCCACCACUGUAAACUCAGCCAUCACCAACCCUACGACCUCAUGCAAGAUCACAUACACUGCAAUUUCUGCCAAGAACGACACCACAGAAAGCAGAGAUUCGGCCACUGACUCCUCACCACCAGCACCACCACCAUAG